AUGGCCACCUCCUUACCUAUGGCCUUAGAGUCAGCUGACCAAGCAGCCAAAUACAUGCCAUUCCCUGGGAGGGAUGUGAAGGUAACUUCAGGAGCAGAUGAGCUCAAGAAAGACAUGACUAGGAGGAAGGAGCAUAGCAGCAGAGAAUCACCUGGACCUUCUGACCAGCGAUCUGUUGAGAAAAUAAACACGUCAGAAGAUUCCAGUGGGAAAGAUGAAAAACAAACAAGGACCAAACAGAAUGGGCCCAGAGCCCUAGACACCAACCAGUCUCCCCACUCCUCCUCAGAAUUCGUUGAUGGAGCCCUCAGAACUGAGAUGCAACCCCAGGUCAAAUAUCAGACCAAGAAUAGAAAUGACUACCUCUUGAGCCUGGAGCUGCCACCACGGGGAGAGCACCAGGUCACCACAUCCAGAGGGGCUCAGAAGAGGGAGCAGGCGUCGCCUCCACCGCAGCAGCCGCACCCACCGUGCAGAGGGAGCAUCAGGUUGGUGGUGGUGGGCGAUGGGGCUGUGGGCCCGAUGUACCUGCUCUUCUGCUACACAAGCAACGCCUUCCCUGAGGAGUGCAUCCUCACAGUGUUCCACAAUCACAGCGCUCAGAGCGCAGCUGAUGGGCACGCAGUGCAUCUGAACCUGUGGGACACCGCGGGCCAGGGGUACAACCGCCUCCCCACACUCUCCAACCCCCAAACCGACGUCUUUGUCAUCUGCUUCUCCAGUGCCAACCCACCCUCCUACGAGAACGUGCAGCACAAGUGGCAUCCAGAGGUGUGCCGCCACUGCCCUGAUGCACACAUCCUCCUGGUGGGCACCAAGGAGGACAGCUUGGAGGCUAAGACCUGUAGGGAGAGGGGCUUUGUGUCCUGCACCGCUCUGCUUGGAAGCACCAGAUAUUUUCACGAGCUCACUCAGGCCAAGGUUGGACCCCUCUCCAAGAGGCCGUCCCAGGGCCUCUUCGCAUUUCCCUACUGA
Molecule: messenger RNA, 975 nt
Organism: Galeopterus variegatus (Sunda flying lemur)
Lineage: Eukaryota; Metazoa; Chordata; Mammalia; Dermoptera; Cynocephalidae
Biological process (GO): small GTPase-mediated signal transduction; regulation of cell shape; actin filament organization
Cellular component (GO): cytoplasmic vesicle; cell projection; cytoskeleton
Molecular function (GO): GTP binding; GTPase activity; protein kinase binding
Source: RefSeq, a predicted model, not a curated record